AUGUUCCGGGACUUCGGGGAGCCCGGGCCGAGCUCCGGGCCCGGCGGCGUGUACGGGGGCCCCGCGCAGCCCCCCGCGCCCGGCCAGCAGAAGCUCCACCUGGUGCCAAGCAUCAACGCGGUGAGUGGCAGCCAGGAGCUGCAGUGGAUGGUGCAGCCUCACUUCCUGGGACCCAGCAGCUACCCCAGACCUCUGGCCUACCCUCAGUACAGCUACCCACAGCCCCGGCCCGGGGUCAUCCGGGCCCUGGGGCCGCCGCCAGGGGCGCGCCGCCGGCCCCCAGAGCAGAUCAGCCCGGAGGAGGAGGAGCGCCGUCGGGUGAGGCGCGAGCGGAACAAGCUGGCCGCGGCCAAGUGCAGGAACCGGAGGAAGGAACUGACCGAUUUCCUGCAGGCGGAGACCGACAAGCUGGAGGACGAGAAGUCAGGACUGCAGCGAGAGAUUGAGGAGCUGCAGAAGCAGAAGGAGCGGCUGGAGCUGGUGCUCGAAGCCCACCGCCCCAUCUGCAAAAUCCCCGAAGGAGCCAAGGAGAGCGACCCUGGUGGCCCAGGCGGCUCCAGCAGCCCACCAGCCCCCUCCCGCCCCGUGCCUUGUAUCUCCCUUUCCCCAGGGCCUGUCCUUGAACCCGAGGCAUUGCACACCCCCACGCUCAUGACCACACCCUCUCUGACUCCUUUCACACCCAGUCUGGUCUUUACCUAUCCCAGUACCCCUGAGCCCUGUGCCUCAGCCCAUCGCAGGAGCAGCAGCAGCAGCGGGGACCCCUCCUCUGAUCCCCUAGGCUCCCCCACCCUCUUGGCCCUAUGA
Messenger RNA from Pipistrellus nathusii (Nathusius's pipistrelle), 807 nucleotides. NCBI's taxonomy places the organism in Eukaryota, Metazoa, Chordata, Mammalia, Chiroptera, Vespertilionidae. The record is from the annotation of a GenBank genome assembly.